GUAUGAAUUACGCGCGAGGAAGAGAGAGGUUGAGUCAAGUCUUGAAUAACGUGAAGGAAAGGCGUUAAUGAUAUGUAUAUAUCUAUCUCUGCCCACCGCCAUCGCCGCCAGCAGCACCACCACCAUUUCCGCCGGGGCGCAGCGGAACUGUCUGUCUCCAACUCACCGCUGCGUGCUUCCCAACAAAACCACACCUAACAUUCUAACACCCCAUUGUCCCGGAAAGUAGCCUUUUUUUUCACAACUGGGAAAUGAAUAUUACCCAUCACUGUUUGUCCUCUCCAUUCAUAAAGAUUCUCUGAUCUCCAUUUUUGCAAGUCUGGGUUUUUACUACUGAAGUUCAAGAAUUUCAUCCUUUUUGUGGUCUUCUUUGGCUUUAGCUAAUAUUGGAAGGUGGGAACAUGUUUGCAUAAAAUCUCUCAAUUUGAUUUGUAUAGUUGAGAUUCCCAUUAGAAGACAAGUGCUCAAGACAGCCUCGUCGAGAGUAUCAAACUACCUGCUCACAUGCAAGAUCUUUGAAUCAAAGUGGUUUGGUUAUCUGCCCACUUCUUAUCCAGUGGAUUGGCAUUUGACCAAGAUAAAGUAUAAUUUAAGUUCAAAGGAACCAUUUUUGCUGUAUUGGAAUUUUUAAAGUCUGGCACUCUGGCAGUUUUCUAGUCAAUAACUGUAAAUUAAACUGUGAAAAACUGCUUUGAGAUCUGUUUCUUCAAGAAGAAGAGCAUUGUUGUUAAGUUAAAGUAGAUGGUCUCUUUCUGUGCAUAAGCAAAUGGGGGGUUGUGUCUCAAGCAGUAGCCAGAGUACUUGUAGUAAUAGGAGCAAUGGGGAGAGAGGCUCUCCCGAGUGUUUGGGAAUAAGCAUGUUUGGGCGAAAGAGGACGAGGACAUUUUCUGAUUCUGUCACUACACUGCACCAUUUGUCUUCUAUACAUACUCGGAUUUUCACAAACGGGAGGAGCCGCACUUCUUGUAUAUUCACUCAGCAGGGGCGCAAGGGCAUAAAUCAGGAUGCCAUGCUUGUGUGGGAAGAUUUUAUGGCAGAAGAUGUAACUUUUUGUGGCGUCUUUGAUGGCCAUGGUCCAUAUGGUCAUAUGGUUUCUCGGAAAGUGAGGGAUGCACUGCCACUGAAACUGUUAUCAUAUCUGCAGCCUUGUGAGACAAAGUACGAUGGGUCUGGUGCUAAUUGCUGCAAUGGGAACCCAAAAUUGGAUGUUGUUGAUCCUCAUAAGGCAGGCGAUGUGGAGGAUAAAGUGGACUCUUUGUGGAGGGAAGCGUUCCUUAAAUCAUACAAGGCCAUGGACAAAGAACUGAGGUCACACCCUAACUUAGAUUGCUUUUGCAGUGGUAGCACUGCAGUUACUAUCGUGAAACAGGGAUCAAAUCUUUUCAUGGGGAAUAUUGGUGAUUCUCGGGCAAUUUUGGCAUCAAAAGCUAGCAAUGACUCAAUGGUGGCUAUUCAGUUGACUGUUGAUUUGAAGCCUGAUUUACCUAAGGAAGCAGAGAGGAUAAAACGGUGUAAAGGUCGGGUUUUUGCAUUGCAAGAUGAGCCCGAAGUGCAAAGAGUUUGGUUGCCAUUUGAUGAUGCCCCUGGCUUAGCAAUGGCUAGAGCAUUUGGGGAUUUUUGUUUGAAGGAAUAUGGAGUCAUUUCUAUUCCUGAAUUUUCUCAUCGGGUCCUUACUGAUCGAGACAAGUUCAUUGUUCUCGCUUCUGAUGGUGUUUGGGAUGUACUGAGCAAUGAAGAAGUUGUGGAGAUAGUGUCAUCAUCUCCUUCAAGGUCAGGUGCAGCCAGAAUCGUUGUAGAAUCUGCAGCCCGGGAAUGGAAAACCAAGUACCCAACAUCAAAGAUGGACGAUUGUGCUGUAGUUUGCUUGUUCUUGGAUGGGAAGAUGGACUCUGAAUCUGAUUAUGAUGAACAAUGCUUCUCUUCUGCCACCCUGCAGAGCAACCAUUCCGGCAAUGCUGCAGAAUCCGAUGAUGGGCAGACCUCAGAGCCAUCCAUGCAGAGAAACUUCACGGUCAGAGCACCAGAAGAAACCGAAAGAGUAGCAGCAGAAACAGGAUCGAACAAAGAACGUGUAGUUGCAGAAGAUGAGAAUUACUGGUCAGGAUUGGAAGGCGUCACGAGGGUUAACUCCUUGGUUCAACUGCCCAGGUUUUGUGAAGAGAGGCCAUGGCCAUAAUUUGUAAUCUGGUUAAAAAGGUUACCUUUGUUGUUGUAAUAUAUUAUAUAGUUCUAUCUUUCUCACAUGUCCUCUAUGCCAAAUAGUGAAUGUAUGUUUACUUCUUUUGUGGCAUCUGCUGGAGGGACUGCAAAUAUUUUCUAUGUUUUACUGAAUUGCUUCAUUAAUCUCCGUAAAACUUUGCU
This is a messenger RNA of Ipomoea nil (Japanese morning glory), 2361 nucleotides long. Its product is annotated as probable protein phosphatase 2C 52. The transcript has 7 exons. Lineage: Eukaryota; Viridiplantae; Streptophyta; Magnoliopsida; Solanales; Convolvulaceae. Gene Ontology annotation, biological process: protein dephosphorylation. The record is from RefSeq and is a predicted model, not a curated record. Bases 767 to 2176 code for a protein of 469 amino acids. Gene Ontology annotation, molecular function: protein serine/threonine phosphatase activity.